Messenger RNA from Symbiodinium sp. CCMP2456, 1377 nucleotides. The record is from the annotation of a GenBank genome assembly. Lineage: Eukaryota; Dinophyceae; Suessiales; Symbiodiniaceae.
AUGCGCCGCCCGCGGCAGCUUGCCGUUCAGCUGGCCCGUGGGAUUGCCAGCUCGUCAGACGCUGCGGUGCAGGGAAGGCCACCUGCGCCACGCCGAUACGGUGUGGUGAUCGACGGCGACGUCUUUGGCCCCCGCCACUUCCCGGCCCUUCUGGCGGCCGUUCGCCGCCGCGGGCACCUCUCCUCCGGCGUGGUCUGCACUGCCGCCCAACCACGUCGGGCCUGGCCGAGUGAGCUGAGCUUCGUCGCGGUGCCGCGGGGGAAAGGCGGGAAGGAUCCGAACGACAUCGCCGUGGCUUUCGAAGCGGCAAGGCUGGCGUUUCGGGAGGACGGAGUCGACGCCAUCGCAGUUGCAGCCCCUGACACUGACUUUCUGUUCUUGCUGGAACGGCUGAAGGCACAAGGCGUUGCCACCUUGGCACUGCUGCCCUUGGCCACGGAGCCUGGCGUGGCCCGGGCAUUCGAAGCCGUGGCUGAGGUGGAGCGGUUUCGGACAGAUGAGCCAGCGGAGAGACGCCCCACGAAGAAGAUCGUUCUGCAGGCAGACGGCUGGAGCUCCAUCGAGGACUUGGGCGCUGCAGAGUUUGGCGCCGGCCAGGUGGACCCUGUCCUUCUGAACAGCCUGCGCGAGAAACUCUGCGAGUUGAACUACCUGCAGGGCCAUGAUCAGCCGCUCCUUCCCGCCGUCGCCAAGCUCUUUGCGGCCCGGGGCAAGGCGCUCACUGCGUGGCCAAAGCGCUUGGCUUUCCACGAGGCGCUCCAGGAGUUGUCCAGCGCUGACUCCUGGCCUUGGUAUUCUCCUCGGCGGGUCUUCGUCCUGCCCUGCGGAACUCAGGUCUCGACGAAGGCGUGGCUGGAGGCUUGUGGCUCGCUCAGAGGGGUCGAGAUCAUUCGCGGAGGGGGUGCCCGGCUGUUUGCCGACACCCCCGAGUUGGUGCCUGAGGUGCUGCAGCAGCUUGGGUACUAUGGGGACGAGCUGAACGAGGAUCUGAGCGAGGCGAUCGAUGUCUUCGUGGAAAUGAAAGGCAACAGCAAAGCCCUGGCUGCCAUCAACAUUUCCAUCCAGCCGGAGUACCCGGUCCACACAAAGAGUGCUCUCCUACACGCUGCGCUGGUAUCUCCGAAGCUGCACGGGGAGUGGCAGCUGGCGCCCAGUGAUGACCUCGUGCGCGGUCACCUCCUGGCGCAUGGUUGGCUCCGCCGGCGCUCUGCGCCGCGCCUUGAUGUCUUCACAGCACUUCGCCGAUUCAGCGAAGCGAACGGACUUCCGCUGCGAAGGACUUACAACGGUGCUGUGAAGGAGUUCUCAAAUCAUCUGACCAAAGUAGAUCCAAGCCGCCGUGACGGAACAAAAAGUAGAGAUGCCUGGAGUCUUUGA